Molecule: messenger RNA, 378 nt
Organism: Racocetra fulgida
Lineage: Eukaryota; Fungi; Glomeromycota; Glomeromycetes; Diversisporales; Gigasporaceae
Source: the annotation of a GenBank genome assembly
GAUUGUUUGAUGAACCUGAACCUUGGAAACCUUAUGAUCCUUCUAAUGAUCCGUAUGAGGAUUUCAAGAAAGAUUAUGCAGUGGCUGUAUUUAACUUAAGAACUUCUAUAAUGGCACUUAAGCAAGAUCUAAUGGUUCAAAAUUCUCUUAUAUUUCAAAACGCAAUCAGUGACAUCGCUAAUUCUACUAAUAAUGUGGAAGAGAUUACAAUAAAAUUCAUAUUAGAUAGUAAGAAGCCUUAUCCACUAGAUUACACUAAACCUACUUCAAUUCCUCAAAAUCCUCAACAAACUUACCCUUCUCCAACAACUUCGCCCUACGAACAUCCUAAACAUCAUAGACAACAUGCAGACCCCAAUCGAGCACCAACUCCAACCG